Lodderomyces pseudojiufengensis is the source of this 2040-nucleotide messenger RNA. RefSeq lists its product as uncharacterized. Gene Ontology annotation, cellular component: Golgi apparatus; membrane. The transcript has a single exon. Lineage: Eukaryota; Fungi; Ascomycota; Pichiomycetes; Serinales; Debaryomycetaceae. Gene Ontology annotation, biological process: protein localization to membrane; vacuolar transport. Bases 1 to 2040 code for a protein of 679 amino acids. The record is from RefSeq and is a predicted model, not a curated record.
AUGAUACUACCUCAUACUUUAUUCAUUAUUCUAGUAAUAUUUAUCAAUUUAACAGAUGCAAUUGAUUUAAGUUUUUUAGGUGUUGAACAACCAAAUUACUACCAAAAAGGACAACAAGUAGAUUUAUUAGUCAACAAGAUAGAAUCAGAUAAAACUCAAUUACCAUAUGGAUAUUAUAGUUUACCUUUUGUUUGUCCACCAAUGAAUGGAGCAAAACCAUUACAUUUAUCCCUUGGUGAAAUUUUAAGAGGUGAUAGAAUUUGGCAAAGUAGUUAUAAUUUAAAAUUUGGUAUUGAUGAAUCAUGUUUACGGCUUUGUGAUUUAAAAGCAAGUGAAAAUGGUAUAAGAAGAGCUUCAAAUUUAAUUAAAGAUGGUUACGUUGUUCAUUGGUCUAUAGAUGAUUUACCUGGUGCAACAACUUUUCAAACUUCAAAUCAAGGUUCAAAAUAUUAUGCUGCGGGUUUUCCUUUGGGAUUUGUUGAAAAUGAUAUAAGUUAUAUUUAUAAUCAUGUUAUGUUAGUUAUUCGAUAUCAUAGUUUAAGUCCUCAAAAAAAUAUUAUUGUUGGAUUUGAAGUAUAUCCAAAAUCAGUUAUAAAUGAAGAAUGUCCUGGAUCAAGUAAAGAUUAUAAAAAUUUUGCAUUAAAAUAUCAAACAAAUAAAGAUGGAAAUUUAAAAAAGGAAAGAACUUUAAUUCCAUAUACUUAUUCAGUAUAUUGGAGAGAAGAUAAUACAAUAGAUUAUGAAUCAAGAUGGGAUUUAUAUUAUGAACAUGACUUUCAAAAUUCUAAAAAAAAAAUUCAUUGGUUUUCAUUUAUAAAUUCAAUUAUUUUAAUAUUUUUAGUUUCUUUAAUUGUUAUGAUUUUAUUUUAUAAAAUUUUACAAAAGGAUAUUCAAAUGAAUAAUAAUGAAAUAAAUUUACCAUUAAAUGAAAAAGAUAUUGAUAAUAUUUCUGAAAAAAAAAUUGGUGGUGGUGGUAAUAAUUGGAGAAAUUUAAUUAAUGAAGUUCAUACUAUUCCUAAAAAUGAAAUAAUUUUAACUACUUUAGUUUCAGGUGGUAUUCAAAUGUUAAUUGUUAUAAUUGGAGUUAUAAUUUUAUUAACAUUAAACUCCAUAGCAUUUUUCGCUAAGAAUUCAUUUUUUGAUACUCAUAAAGGAGCUUUUUUUUCAUUAUCAAUAUUUUGUUUCCUUGGAUCAGGUUUAUUAAGUUCAUUUGUGGGAAUUAUAUUACAUAAAUUUUUUCAAAAUGAAAAUUUAAAUAAAUCAUAUUCACCUUACAAGUGUGUGUUAUAUUCAUUAUUAUUUAGUGCAGUAUUACCAUUAUUUUUAUUUUUAUUAAUGUUAAUUUUAAAUUUUUUUGUAUGGGCUGAAGAUUCAUCAACUGCUUUACCUUUUGGAACAAUUGUUAUAUUUGUUUUAUUAUUUAUAUUAGUUCAAUGUCCAUUGGGGAUAAUUGGAGGAUUUUAUGGUAACAACUACAAGUUUAAAAAUUAUAAAUAUGACACUACUACUCCAUCAACUCCGUUAUCUCCAAGAGAAUUCAAUCAUACAAGAAAAUUUAGUAUCAAGAGCAUUUUAAAAUCAUUUUCACUAAUUUCAUAUUUCAAGAAUGUAUUAAUAUUCGGCCUAAUUCCAUUUGGAAUAGUAUACGUUGAACUUUUAUUUAUAUUCAACUCAGUAUGGUUAGAAAAGACAACUUUUUAUUAUAUGUAUGGAUUUUUAAUAAUUACAAUAUCAAUGUUAAUUAUAAUAAUUAUUGAACAAACAAUAAUAUCAAUUUAUAUAUCAUUAAUUUAUUUUAAUAAUCCAAAUUGGUCAUGGUUAUCAUUUCAAAAUGGUUUUAGUAUUGGAUGGUAUAUUUAUUUAUAUUCAUUUUAUUAUUUUUUUAAAAUUUUAAAUAUUGAUGAUUUUAUAAGUUCAAUUUUGUUUUUUAGUUAUAUGGCAUUAGCUUGUUUUAUAAUUGGAAUAGCUUGUGGAUCAAUUGGAGUACUAACUGGAUUAGUAUUUAUAAGUAAGAUAUAUAAAGCUGUAAAAUUAGAGUAA